CAGUCUCCUCCGGAGUCAGGCGCUGGGCACUGAGAAUGAGGCGACAGCUCGCAAAGAUGAAGUAGCGCAGGAGGUCCCUUGGAAAAUGAGGCCAGGGUACCUGCUGCAGCUCGCGCUGCUGCUCGCCCUGCCCAGGAGCCUGUGGGGCAGAGGGUGUGCGUCUCCACCCUGUGAGUGCCACCAGGAGGACGAUUUCAGAGUCACCUGCAAGGAACUCCACCGCAUCCCCAGCUUACCACCCAGCACCCAGACGCUGAAGCUCAUCGAGACUCACCUGAAGACCAUCCCCAGUCUUGCGUUUUCAAAUCUGCCCAAUAUUUCCAGGAUCUAUUUAUCUAUAGAUGCAACUCUGCAGCGGCUGGAACCACAUUCUUUCUACAAUUUGAGUAAAAUGACUCACAUAGAAAUCCGGAACACCAGAAGUUUAACUUAUAUAGACCCCAAUGCUCUAACGGAACUCCCCUUGCUCAAGUUCCUUGGCAUUUUCAACACUGGACUUAGAAUAUUCCCUGACCUGACCAAAAUUUAUUCCACUGAUGUAUUCUUUAUACUUGAAAUCACAGACAACCCUUACAUGACUUCAGUCCCCGAAAAUGCAUUUCAGGGACUAUGCAAUGAAACCUUGACCUUGAAACUAUACAACAAUGGAUUUACUUCAAUUCAAGGCCAUGCUUUCAAUGGAACAAAGCUGGACGCUGUUUACCUAAACAAGAAUAAAUUCCUGACAGCUAUAGACAGAGAUGCCUUCGGAGGAGUAUUCAGUGGACCAACCUUGCUAGACGUGUCUUCCACCAGCGUCACUGCCCUUCCCUCCAAAGGCCUGGAGCACCUGAAAGAACUGAUCGCAAAGGACACUUGGACUCUCAAGAAGCUCCCACUGUCCUUGAGUUUGCUCCACCUCACACGGGCUGACCUCUCUUAUCCAAGCCACUGCUGUGCCUUCAAGAACCAGAAGAAAGUCAGGGGAUUCCUAGAGUCCUUGAUGUGUAAUGAGAGCAGUAUCCGGAACCUUCGUCAAAGGAAAUCGGUCAAUGUCUUGAGAGGUCCCAUCUACCAGGAGUACGAGGAAGACCUGGGUGUCAACAGUGUUGGGGACAAACAGAACUCCCAGCUCGAGGAGAGCCCCAGCAACUCUCAUUAUUAUGUAUUCUUUGAAGAACAAGAGGAUGAGAUCAUUGGUUUUGGCCAAGUGCUCAAAAAUCCUCAGGAAGAGACUCUGCAAGCCUUCGACAGCCACUAUGACUACACUGUGUGUGGGGACAAUGAAGACAUGGUGUGUACCCCUAAAUCAGAUGAGUUUAACCCCUGUGAAGACAUCAUGGGCUACAAGUUCCUGAGAAUCGUGGUGUGGUUUGUCAGUCUGCUGGCUCUCCUGGGCAAUAUCUUUGUCCUAUUUAUUCUCCUUACCAGCCACUACAAACUGACUGUGCCACGUUUCCUCAUGUGCAACUUGGCCUUUGCAGAUUUCUGCAUGGGGGUGUACCUGCUUCUCAUUGCCUCAGUAGACCUGUACACACACUCUGAGUACUACAACCAUGCCAUUGACUGGCAGACAGGCCCUGGGUGCAACACAGCUGGCUUCUUCACUGUGUUUGCCAGUGAAUUAUCAGUGUACACACUAACAGUCAUCACCCUGGAGCGAUGGUACGCCAUCACCUUCGCCAUGCGCCUGGAUAGGAAGCUCCGCCUCAGGCACGCAUACACCGUCAUGGCUGGGGGCUGGGUUUCCUGCUUCCUCCUUGCCCUGCUCCCUAUGGUGGGAAUAAGCAGCUAUGCCAAGGUCAGUAUCUGUCUGCCAAUGGACACCGACACGCCUCUUGCUCUAGCGUACAUUGUCCUUGUUCUGCUGCUCAACGUCAUUGCCUUUGUUAUCGUCUGCUCUUGCUAUGUAAAGAUCUACAUCACAGUCCGGAGUCCCCAGUACAACCCUCGAGACAAAGACACCAAGAUUGCCAAGAGGAUGGCUGUGUUGAUCUUCACCGACUUCAUGUGCAUGGCCCCUAUCUCCUUCUAUGCCCUAUCGGCACUUAUGAACAAGCCUCUUAUCACCGUUACUAACUCCAAAAUCUUACUGGUCCUCUUUUACCCACUCAACUCCUGCGCCAAUCCAUUCCUCUAUGCAAUUUUUACCAAGGCCUUCCAGAGGGAUGUGUUCAUCCUGCUCAGCAAGUUCGGCCUCUGUAAACGCCAGGCCCAGGCAUAUCAAGGUCAGAGAGUCUAUCCGAAUAACAGCACUGGUAUUCAGACUCCAAAGAUUCCCCAGGACAGGAGGCAGAGUCUCCCCAACAUGCAAGAUGCCUAUGAACUCCUUGGAAACUCCCACCUGACUCCAAAAAUACAGGGACAAAGCUCGGAAGAGUAUAAGCAAACAGCCUUGUAAAGUGAUGCUACACCAUUCACAGUGGGAUUUUAAAAGACUGGUUUCUUGAACACGCAAUCUAAUCUACAACACACAGAUGCCUAGCUUCAUGCAGGUGAUGUUUCAUAGGAAUACAGUUCGUCUCUAGACAGUAUUAUCUCCAAGAAGGGAGAUAAGGUAUCAGCAUAUCUGAGUCCCAGGUGAUAUAAAAAUAGUCUACGCUCUCUGGGAAACGUGCCUGAUGCUCGUCUGUGAUACUGUGUUAACAUGCUCCACUGAUAACAGCUGGACCAUUCCCACAUCUAUUUUCUCUGGUUUAUGUAGUGCUGCUUUAUAAAAAAAGAAAAGUGUCAGCAGAUGGCCAGUGUUCAAUUACGUAAGCAGCUCUAUGUUGGAUCCCCUGAUAUAACCAAAGAAGGUUUUUGUUCCUUAAAACUAACAUGUCA
Onychomys torridus (southern grasshopper mouse) is the source of this 2805-nucleotide messenger RNA. RefSeq names its product thyroid stimulating hormone receptor (gene Tshr). The transcript has 10 exons. Gene Ontology annotation, molecular function: thyroid-stimulating hormone receptor activity. The coding region runs from base 86 to 2380 and encodes 764 amino acids. Gene Ontology annotation, cellular component: membrane. Gene Ontology annotation, biological process: G protein-coupled receptor signaling pathway. NCBI's taxonomy places the organism in Eukaryota, Metazoa, Chordata, Mammalia, Rodentia, Cricetidae. The record is from RefSeq and is a predicted model, not a curated record.